ACGUUGAUUCGUCUAAGAUAUAAAACUCGUGAAGAUGGCUAGGGUUUUGCAAAUUUUGGUCUGAGCAGAGGGUAGCAGCUGAAAACCGAAAGCCAAGGCGCCACACACCCCGCGCGAACUCCACAGCCGAAGAACAAUGGGGCGUAUGCACAGUCGCGGUAAAGGUAUAUCCGCCUCGGCAUUACCCUAUAAGAGGACCCCACCCAGUUGGCUCAAGAUCUCCUCUCAAGAUGUGGAGGAAAACAUUUGUAAGUUUGCGAAGAAGGGUCUGACACCGUCACAGAUUGGUGUCAUUCUUCGUGAUUCUCACGGUAUUGCCCAGGUCAAGAGCGUUACCGGCAGCAAAAUCUUGCGCAUUCUCAAAGCUCAUGGGCUUGCACCUGAGAUUCCAGAGGAUCUUUACCAUUUGAUAAAGAAGGCUGUUUCAAUUCGCAAGCAUUUGGAGAGGAAUAGGAAGGACAAGGACUCCAAGUUCAGGCUAAUUCUUGUGGAGAGCAGGAUUCAUCGUCUUGCUCGCUACUACAAGAAGACCAAGAAGCUUCCCCCAGUUUGGAAAUAUGAGUCAACUACUGCAAGCACUCUGGUUGCAUAGAGAUUCAUCACCUGGAGACAAUUAUGGCUGCUGCUACCUAGUUGUUUUACAUGCAAGAUUUGUGUUCUUCUCAGUGUGUGUGAUUGAUUUAUGGAGUGAUGUAUGGGAAUGUUUUAGUGAGGAGCUAUCUAUGCCAGUUUCAAAGGGGUAGGCAGAAGUAAUGUUUUAAUUUCAUAGACAUUUUCUUUCCCUUUUUGUUAAUUCAAUGGAUAAUAAUAUCUUUCUAUCUUUAGAUA
This is a messenger RNA of Ziziphus jujuba (common jujube), 828 nucleotides long. RefSeq names its product small ribosomal subunit protein uS15. NCBI's taxonomy places the organism in Eukaryota, Viridiplantae, Streptophyta, Magnoliopsida, Rosales, Rhamnaceae. Gene Ontology annotation, biological process: translation. The transcript has 5 exons. The record is from RefSeq and is a predicted model, not a curated record. Gene Ontology annotation, cellular component: ribosome; cytosolic small ribosomal subunit; nucleolus. Gene Ontology annotation, molecular function: small ribosomal subunit rRNA binding; structural constituent of ribosome. Bases 137 to 592 code for a protein of 151 amino acids.